Carassius gibelio (silver crucian carp) is the source of this 2430-nucleotide messenger RNA. RefSeq names its product cysteine-rich secretory protein LCCL domain-containing 1-like. The record is from RefSeq and is a predicted model, not a curated record. Gene Ontology annotation, cellular component: extracellular region. The transcript has 15 exons. Bases 244 to 1755 code for a protein of 503 amino acids. Lineage: Eukaryota; Metazoa; Chordata; Actinopteri; Cypriniformes; Cyprinidae.
UGUCCCAUUCAGGGGGAACCGAGUCUCCUCAUCACACUGAUGGUCGUUAAACUGCUUUUAUGAGCGCGAUUACAGAUGCUUUGGGAUCCAUGGAUGAGCAAUCGCAAAAACAUUACUAUCACAACACUUGAAUUUCUCAGUACUUAAACUUUUGGCAAGUCUGCAGAAAAGCUGAGUGAGCGCUCAUUCGCUGGAUACAGUGUCUCAGUUACCCUCAGAGGUCAUCAUCAGAACUCAUCCACCAUGGGUCACUUAACCUCUGCAUUACUGUGGGGUCUCUCUCUCCUGCUGGUGACCCGGAGUGUGUUUGCCAUGGUACUGUUUAAUGCCACAGAUCUCGGCAUUCUCUUGGAGAAGUAUCUGGAUAAUGAUGGAGACUGGAUGGUGGAGAGACAGAGAAGCAAGAGGGCAAUCACUGCCACUGACAUGCAAGCAAUCCUUGACCUUCACAACAAACUCCGGGGGCAGGUCUACCCACGGGCUUCAAAUAUGGAAUACAUGGUGUGGGACACUGAACUGGAGCGGAGUGCUCAGGAAUGGGCUGAGACCUGCCUGUGGGAACAUGGCCCAGCUGGCCUGCUGCCUCAGAUUGGUCAGAACCUGGGAGUGCACUGGGGAAGAUACGGUCCAACUACUUCUCAUGUACAAGCCUGGUAUGAUGAGGUCAAAGACUACUCGUUCCCUUACCCCCAGGAAUGUAACCCUCACUGCCCUUUUAGGUGCAGUGGUCCAGUCUGUACCCACUACACUCAGCUUGUUUGGGCAACUAGCAGUCGAAUUGGUUGUGCAAUCAAUGUGUGCUACAACAUGAAUGUGUGGGGCCAGAUCUGGGCAAAGGCUGUUUAUCUUGUGUGCAACUACUCACCAAAGGGUAACUGGUGGGGAUAUGCCCCAUAUAAGCAUGGCACCCCUUGCUCUGCCUGUCCAGCCAGCUAUGGAGGAAUGUGCAGAGAAAACCUCUGUUAUAAAGGAGAUGGAACCAAUAGACAAAUCCCACGUGAGGAAACAGACGAAAGAAAUUCUAUAGAACCAGAGGCCCCUCAUAGCCCUGGGCCCCGUUUACAGGCCCCAAGUCCAACCAGACGCCCAAAUGCAUUUGUGAGCAAAGAGCAGAUGUCCCAGAUUGUGACAUGUGACACAAAGCUAAGAGAUCAAUGUAAAGGCACCACAUGCAAUAGGUACGAGUGCCCUGCUGGUUGUUUAGACAGUGAAGCGAAAGUGGUUGGAACUGUGUAUUAUGACAUGCAAUCCAGUAUUUGCCGGGCAGGCAUUCAUUACGGUGUCAUUGACAAUGAUGGAGGCUGGAUGGAUGUCACAAGACAGGGCAGAAAGGACUUCUUCAUCAAAUCAUACAAAAAUGGACUUCAGUCCCUUGGGAAAUACCAGAGUGCCAAUGCCUUCACAGUAUCUAAAGUUACAGUAAAAGUUAUCACAUGCGAGACUACAGUUUCUGCGCUGUGCCCUUACCAGAAGCUUGCAAGACACUGUCCAAGGAUUUACUGUCCUCGGAACUGCCUGCAAGCAAGUCCUCACCUUUCUCGAGUCAUUGGCACCAAAAUGUAUUCAGAUAAAUCUAGUAUAUGCAGAUCUGCAAUUCAUGCCGGCGUUUUAAGAAACGAAUCAGGUGGUUAUGUUGAUGUGAUGCCCACAGACAACAGGAAGCUGUACAUUUCCUCUUACCAGAACGGCAUAGUCUCAGAAAGCCUGCAGAACCCCGCGGGAGGCAAGGCAUUCAGGGUAUACGCAGUUAUUUGAGCGUGUGCUGAAAUCGUGGUCACUCAUCGACUCGGUCUGUUGAUUAGGCUGUAAUAGUGGCCAUUGUGAGGCCUUUUCUGCUCUAACCAUCCUGUGCUGUGUUUUCUUUCACAUGAAUGUUGACUGAACUAUUUGCUUUAUAGAUGGAGACCCUUUCCAAUGGAUCAAACUGAUUAGCCAUUGUAUUGCCUAAAAAGCAUGUAAUUAGAGCAUAAUUCAGGGAAUGUGGUGUCUGUAUUGCAGAGAAAAAAAGCACUUAAGGAAUUUUAAUCUUCUGUUAUUGUUGUUAAGAACAUUUUAGAGCUUUUUAGUUUCAUUACAUGUUGAGGAAGUUCUCAUUCAUUUAUAGGUGUAUUUUCCUUUCUUUUUUCCGCCCCAUGUAUUUAUUUUUAUGUAUUUUUUUGUUUGUUUUGCUUUAGGGCAAGAAAGGACUGCUGAUGUAUUUUUAUUUUAUUUUAUUAUUAUUUUUUAAUGAUAAUUAAGAAUGUGUGCAUAAUCCUGCAGGGCAGGAUAUUACAUCUAAAAACAUCCAACCAAACAUAAUAUGAAACAUCUUCAUCGUUAAACACUGUAAAUAGCAUGUUGUGAAUAGCUUGUCUAUAGUAUUCAUUCUAAUGAGGUGCUGCAUGCAUAGUGUACUGCGUAUUGUGUACUGUCUCCGAAAACAAAUGUAUU